CAAUUGCAAUUGCAAUAUCCCUUACCUAAAACAUUUAUAUUAUGGAUCUUAUUAUUAUUAGUCACUUCGGCUGUUGUGGCAAUUCCAAAGUCUUAUAAGUCGGCUACUUAAUUUUUUUUUCCAGGCUUAAUAGAUAAGAGGAAAGAGACAGAGAAACCAUAAGGAAAAAAAAAAAAAAAAAAAAAAAAAAAGGGUGGAAAGGCAUGGGAGAAUACAUAUCAACAUUUGGAAGCUCUCUUCUGGUACCUAGCGUUCAAGAACUGGCUAAGGACCCAAUUAUCAAUGUCCCCUCCAGAUAUCUGCGUCCAGAUCAAGACCCAACAGUCAUUUCUGAUCAUGAUCCGCUUUGCUUUCCUGAUAAAAUUCCAGCCGUCGAUUACUACAAUCUGAUUUCUGGAGAUUCAGCUAUUGCUUCCCUUGAGUUGGAAAAGCUCCACUUGGCAUGCAAGGAUUGGGGUUUCUUCCAGUUGGUAAACCAUGGAAUAAGCUCUACAUUGGUGGAGAAAAUAAAAACAGAGGUCCAAUGCUUUUUCAACCUUCCAAUGGAAGAGAAGCAAAAAUUUUGGCAAACUCCAGGAGAGGUAGAAGGAUUUGGUCAAGCUUUUGUAGUUUCUGAGGAACAAAAGCUUGACUGGAAUGACAUCUUCUUCGUGUCCACUCUUCCAGUCCAUACAAGGAAGCCCCACUUGUUUCCUAAACUCCCUUCUCCUUUCAGAGAAACCUUGGAGACUUAUUCAUUGGAACUAAAAGAUCUAGCAAUGGGAAUUCUUGAACAAAUUGAAAAGGCUCUGAAAGUCAAAGCCAAAGAAGUAACAGAGUUGUUUGAAGGUGGUCUUCAGUCAAUAAGGACGAACUAUUACCCUCCAUGUCCUCAACCAGAGCAAGUCAUCGGCCUAACACCUCACUCUGAUGCUGGAGGCCUCACCAUCCUCCUUCAAGUCAGCGAAGUUGAAGGUCUCCAGAUUAAGAAAGAUGGCAUCUGGGUUCCGGUUAAGCCUCUUCCUGGUGCCUUCAUCGUCAACGUUGGAGACGCUUUAGAGAUUAUAACUAUUGGCGCAUAUCGUAGCAUCGAGCAUCGUGCUACUAUAAACUCUGAAAAGGAAAGACUAUCGAUUGCCACAUUUUACAGUCCAAGAUUUGAUGGUGAAAUGGGUCCUGCAUAUAGCUUGAUCACAGAACAAUCACCCCAAAAGUAUAGAAGGAUUGGAGUUGAAGAAUUCUUCAGAGGUCUAUUCUCACGUGAGCUGGAUAGAAAGUCCUAUCUUGAUUCCAUGAAAUUAUGACAUGAUGAUGAUGAACAUUAGAAUCUAGUACUUAUAUAAAUGCAAAGUUACACCAUGUAUGAAAAUGUGUUUUUUGCUACUUCCAUAAAAAGGAGUUGAAUUAGGAACAACACUUUCUGGUUUUGACUGAGACCUCGAAUCCAUGUUCGCAAAGUGAAUUAAAAUUUGCUAGUUCCAUAUAGGUUGGAGAUGGCUUACUGUUUUUGAUGAAUUUAUUCAUUUUGGAUUGGCGUUGUUUUAAGAAAUUUUACUGUUUCUUUAUGUAA
Molecule: messenger RNA, 1549 nt
Organism: Ziziphus jujuba (common jujube)
Lineage: Eukaryota; Viridiplantae; Streptophyta; Magnoliopsida; Rosales; Rhamnaceae
Product: protein SRG1
Exons: 4
Coding region: 204-1283 (359 amino acids)
Source: RefSeq, a predicted model, not a curated record